AAUGACUGAAGAAGCAAAGCUUCGAAGAGAUAAAGUCUCGAGCCCCCAGCUCAUCUCUGACUCACCUAUUAUCAGAAUUAAUCCCGAUGAAGAAUUGGACCCACUUUUGCGUGAUUGGCUUAUGAAUCAGAAUGAAUGGCAAAAAUUUACUUCAUCACCAAAAAAUAUUCCACGAAUUAGUUAUGAUAUCGCCAGUAGAUUUAAAUAUGCCAUUCCACUCACUUCUAAAAAUACAGAUCAGACUCAAGUCCAAGUGGCUAGACUACAGAGAGAAAUUAAAGCAUCUGAGGAUGAAAAUGCAUUAUCACUUAUGGCAUACAACAAUGAAAGGCAAGCACGACACAAUUUAAAGGAGUGCCAAGAUCACGGUAAAGCACUCGAUUUCAAACUCAGUCCCAUAGAAAAGGCAAAAGAUAAACAGUUAUUGCGAAAACAUCUCACCGAAUGGGAGUAUAAGACACUAGAAGCAAAAGGCUUAACGAUUAAAGUUACAAUGCCUAAUUCACUUUGCCCAUAUAAUCUAGGUUCAGAAUUGAAAAGUUGA
This is a messenger RNA of Entrophospora sp. SA101, 544 nucleotides long. NCBI's taxonomy places the organism in Eukaryota, Fungi, Glomeromycota, Glomeromycetes, Entrophosporales, Entrophosporaceae. The record is from the annotation of a GenBank genome assembly.